Meriones unguiculatus (Mongolian gerbil) is the source of this 6972-nucleotide messenger RNA. It is a transcript of the gene Slc30a7, whose product is annotated as solute carrier family 30 member 7. NCBI's taxonomy places the organism in Eukaryota, Metazoa, Chordata, Mammalia, Rodentia, Muridae. The transcript has 11 exons. The coding region runs from base 193 to 1317 and encodes 374 amino acids. Gene Ontology annotation, molecular function: zinc ion transmembrane transporter activity. Gene Ontology annotation, cellular component: Golgi apparatus; membrane. The record is from RefSeq and is a predicted model, not a curated record. Gene Ontology annotation, biological process: transmembrane transport; zinc ion transport; intracellular zinc ion homeostasis.
ACGCGUUGCGCGGUCCGGGCCGGAAGUCCCCGAGUUCCCGGGUGUGUGUGUCUGUCUGUGUCUCGCGGCGGUGCGCCGCCGCGGUCAAGCGCUCAGGGGUCCGCGUCUGAGGCGUCAUCGCUGUCACUGCCGCUGCCAUACCCGAACCACUUCUAGAAGGACGGAGGCCUGGCCCUUCGCCGGGUGGAGAAGAUGUUGCCCCUGUCCAUCAAGGAUGAUGAGUACAAGCCACCCAAAUUCAAUCUGUUCGGCAAGAUCUCAGGCUGGUUCAGGUCCAUCCUGUCGGACAAGACAUCCCGGAACCUGUUUUUCUUCCUGUGCCUGAACCUCUCUUUCGCUUUUGUGGAACUGCUCUACGGCAUCUGGAGCAACUGCCUAGGCUUGAUCUCCGACUCAUUCCACAUGUUUUUUGAUAGUACUGCCAUAUUGGCUGGAUUGGCAGCUUCUGUAAUUUCAAAGUGGAGAGAUAAUGAUGCUUUCUCUUAUGGGUAUGUUAGAGCGGAAGUUCUGGCUGGCUUUGUCAAUGGGCUGUUUUUGAUCUUCACUGCUUUCUUUAUUUUCUCAGAAGGAGUUGAGAGAGCAUUGGCUCCUCCAGAUGUACACCAUGAGAGACUGCUGCUUGUUUCAAUUCUUGGAUUUGUGGUAAACCUAGUAGGAAUAUUUGUUUUCAAUCAUGGAGGUCAUGGACAUUCUCAUGGCUCUGGCCAUGGACACAGUCAUUCCCUCUUUAAUGGUGCUCUAGAUCACACCCAUGGCCACGAAGAUCAUUGCCACAGUCAUGAAGCCAAACAUGGACACAGCCAUGAUCACGCUCAUGGACACGGACACUUGCAUUCUCACGAUGGCCCAUCCUUCAAAGAAACAGCAGGACCCAGCAGACAGAUUUUACAAGGUGUAUUUUUACACAUUCUAGCAGAUACACUCGGGAGUAUUGGUGUCAUUGCCUCUGCCAUCAUGAUGCAAAAUUUUGGGUUGAUGAUAGCAGAUCCUAUCUGUUCAAUUCUCAUAGCCAUUCUUAUAGUUGUAAGUGUUAUUCCUCUUUUAAGAGAGUCUAUUGGAAUAUUAAUGCAAAGAACUCCUCCCUCGUUGGAAAAUAUACUUCCCCAGUGCUAUCAGAGGGUGCAGCAGUUACAAGGAGUGUACAGCUUGCAAGAACAGCACUUCUGGACGCUCUGCUCUGACGUUUACAUUGGGACCUUGAAGCUCAUAGUAGCCCCUGAUGCUGAUGCCAGGUGGAUCUUAAGCCAAACACAUAAUAUUUUCACUCAGGCUGGAGUGAGGCAGCUUUAUGUACAGAUCGACUUCGCAGCGAUGUAGUCAGUAAAAAGAAAUUGAGGACCAAAAUUUUCCAGUACUGUACAAUCCAAAGCAUUGUGCUACCCAGUGCUCUCAGCCAGAGACGCCACCACUACAGCUCGGAAGCCCCAAGCAGUGCAGGUACAGUCGGCCGUGUGCUGGAGAUCACAGCCCAGACUGUCGCCUUGUGUGCUUUUCCCUCCAAGCCAUUCUGAUCGCUAAGGUUUCUGGGUUUGUUCUAGGGUGUUGGGUUAUCUUUUCCUACCCCCUGGAGGGGGUGGUUCUUGCUGAUCACCUUCAGCCCAUCCUUGUCAUCCUACCCAGCCAGUGAGAAAUUCAGACCGUGGGCCUCCAAUCCUCUGAAUGUCUUCACUAAAGCUGCUGGACACCACUGCUUUUACUCCCACAAGACCAGUGUUGUUUUUACAAAAAGAAGUCUGUUCUCUAUGUAAUGUCACAGUUGUUGACAUUCUUCCAUGUAAUCAUACGUUUGUAAAUUGUUUGUAACUUGCAAACUUACCAACCAAACCAUAUUGGGUUUUCAAAGUGCCUUUGUAUCAGAAAUAUAUUUGCCAGCAUAGAAAUGUACCAUCAAAGGUCAUAUGUAUGUGUUUUUUUUUUUAAAUGGAUAUUCUGUAAUUUGUAUAAAAUAAGACUUGCUAGUAACCUAUAUAAUUGUCUUUGUGUAUUUCCAGCAUAGAUUUAAAUAUAUUAAAUUUCUUGUCUUGUGAAAAAUGACAUUAUUUUGCUUUAUGAGAAAAUCCAGUGACACAUUAAGUUACUUUGUAGGCUGUUUUCAAAAGUGCAAAUACAUUAGAAAAACUUACUUAGAGCUAAAAUAUCUGCUACAUUACAGAUUUCUACAAAAGCAUUCACCUGUCUGUGAUAAAUUUUCCAGUAGCUUUCCUUGCCAUUUUUAUGGAUUCUAUUAAUGAUGAGAAAAAGCACCAUAGGGAUGGAAGAAAUAAUUGUGACAGGGUUGUUUUACAUCUUCAUACUCUUUAGGUGCCAAGUAGUACAGUUUGUUUUCCUGGUUUUUGCUUGCACAAAUACAAAUGACUUCGAGGAAUUGUAGGGCAGCGUUUUGACUGAGUAUGAACUACUGUCAAUACAGAACGAGUGUGAUGAUGUGAAUUUUUUAACAUGGGUGUCUUACAAAUAGUUGAUUUUCUAGUCUUGAGUAUGUGAAAAGUAAAACUGUGAUGGACAUGAUGAUGCACACUUUUAAUCCCAGCACUCGAGGGGCAGAGGCAAGAGAUCUCUGUGAGUUCAAGGCCAGCCUGAUGUAUGUAGUGAGUUCCAGAACAGCCAAGGCUACAUAGAGAGACCCUGUCUUAAAUUAUACAUAAAUUGCAAUUUGAGAUGACAGGUGCUUAACACUCAAGUAAGUAUUCUUGAUGUUUUCUGAAGAUAUGCUAUUUGAGUGAACAUUUUCCCAUUGUACUUCAUUUAUCCCAACAAAUAUUUUCUUUAGUUUAAAUAAAUUGAUGUUGCUAGCAAAAAUUUAAAAACCUUUCAAGGCAAAAAUAUAAAGAGUAUAGAUCAAUGAUAGGCACUUUAUCAGUAAGGUGGCAGAAUUUACUGUUGUUUUCCCUGAGUUCUCGAGUACCUUUUCUCCUACUUCUGACCUACAAUUUACAAACUGUUGUGCAUUAGAAGAUGCAGUAUUUUUCUGCAGCAGAAUGCCACACAAUGUCCAUGGUACCCAUUUGGUAAAUCACGUUGUAAUUUCAAAGCCUAUUUGCUUUCUGCCAGGCACUUCUAAAGUGAAGAAUCCCUGCAGUAGAUUGUGUUUGGCUGAAAUAAAUGCUGUAGUCUCUCAGGAGGGAAUGUACAAAUGGAAAUGUCCUCUUACUGUACCUCUUUUUCAUUUCCAUUCUGAGUAGUUGAGGUCCCCCAGGAUAACCUGUAGGUUGGGGGAUACUGCUGGAAAUUGCAGGUCUAGAUUUCCAUUCUGAGUAGUUGAGGUCCCCAGGAUAACCUGUAGGGGAUACUGCUGAAAAUGGCAGGUCUAGAUUUACACGCUAUUCCUGGUGACUGUUGACAUUGCACAUAUGGAGUCAACAGUGCUGUUUGAGAUUUACCAAAUCUGCUUUCCACUGGGCCCUUAGUUCCAAGUUUUUAUCAAAAUGUGUCAUUCUGUUUAGCUAGACCCUCAGUGCACAUAUCCGUGAAUGUUGCUGUUUCCUUUGUCAAAGCAUAGAAUAUGUUUGAUGUGAAACUAAUUUUGCAGUUUGUUCUAAGCGUGCAUAACAUUUAUCAGGCUGACAUUGACAUUUUUAAUUAAACACUGGUAUACCUGUAUGUGAACAGAAACAACUCUUCAUAGAAAAAUGCUUGUCUUUUAGUGUUCUUGAUACAGAUGUAUUACUAACAGGUAGCUUCACUAAGAAAUACUACCUGGUUAUAGUAAUAAAAUAAAUUUCAAAUGCUCCUAACAUUAGCUAAUAUUCUUACCAAAAAAAAAAAAAAGCCAGUCUGUGUGUAAAUUUGCCAAACUAUAAAUAACCAAAGUUUUUUGUUUGUUUUUCUGAAUAACAAGCUUACAUUUUUUAGGGAAAGUUUACUUUGCCAGAUAAACAUCCCCAACUAGGUGUAUUUUUAAAGACUGAUUGUCUUACUUGAUGAAGAACCUGAAUCCAACUUUCUCAUUUUGAAAACCCCCUGUAUGUCUUUCUGAAGGACAGUCUCUAGUCAUAUGUGGGUUAUUGUUCCUUUACUGUCACCCACCCUCUUCUCUGGAGGAGGCAUAAGAGCAUGGCAGCAGGUGACAUUGUGAUUCCCUUCAUCUAGAGUCUUCAAAGCCUACACAUAUGUACCAGUAACCAAAAUACUCUGACUUCUGUGUGCCUCUACAAAGCAGCCAAAUCACUAACCCACAAUGUAGUUCAUCAGAACUCUUGUGUUUUAACAGAUGGGAAUAUGGGAACCAAGCUGGUAUAGAAUGCUGGGAUUUAAGAGUAAGGCAUUACUUGCUGUAGAAUUUCACACCUAAGCAAAGACUGUGCUGGGUACAGUCUGCUUCUACCUCUCAUUUGCAGAUGAGAAACCAGAGGUCCAGAAAAGCUGUCAUUUCCUUAAGAUUACAGGGGUAAGUGGUGGCAAAGCCAAGGCUCAAAUGUGAUCACCCAGUCGAGAGUUCUUUACACUGUACUGUGCUGCUCCCGUGUGACGUUGCCAUUCUGUAAAUAUGACAAAUAUGGCUUGUAAAUAAAGAACUCUGACCUCUAAUUUUGGUUCAUUAAGGCACUUUAUAAAUGGAAUGUUGUCUGUUUUCAUAUAUAAUUAAGAAGUUUAGAUUAUUUCCGUAAUACUUGUGGAAUAGAUUACAUUAUUUUUUUAUUUUUCCAAAACCAGCUCUUGACUUGAAAAAAGAAAAAAAAAGUACAAUAGAUACUUUUGUGAGUAAAUUUUUAUUAAUUGCCCAGUGCUCAGUCCAGCUUAAUGCUGGGUUCCUUCCUUUCCUAAUUUUGCUCAGAUGCUGUAAACUGGUUCCUUUUAGACACCAGGCUGGUUCACAGGUCAUACCAUUUCACCCUACCUGCACACUCUUUUUCAGUCACUGGAGAGUGUUUUCACUUUUAAAAUUCCCAGAGCUUACAAAGUAAAUAUGUGGAACACAUCUUUUGCUUCAGUCAGGUAAAGUUUGAAAUCUUAAUCAGAACUACAGAUAUUAGGCCACUGCUUUUGAGUCUUCGUAAAUGCAUUACCUUGGCCAAUAUAAGUAUUUUUUUUUUCUACAAAAAGUCACCAGUUUUGAAACAUUAUUUUCCAAUUCAUAAGAAUCUUGGAGGUCGGUUAAUUCUCUGAAAAACAUUCAUUAAAAGUUUCAUGAAAGACUCUCAAGAUAGGAUUCCCAGAGGUCACCUUAACGGUCUCCAGCAUCGACUGGAGACAGUGAAAACUUGUGCAUCAAGGAUUGUUUGCAGAAAGGUAGCAGAGGUGUAGCUCGAUUGAAAGGCCUAAUGGGUGGGGCUUUUUUGAUGUGCUCCUCUUUGGUUUAUAUUCAGCCAUUUCCUAACUGUAGAUAACACAGAAAACAAGGUUGAUAUCCUGUGCUAAGUAUAUAUCCCAGCACUUAGUGGCUUUUCUCAUUUUUCUCACGUUUUUAUGAAGAGAAUUUUGCGUGAUUUUAUUAACUUGAAAUCUAGCUCAUGAUUCUCAUAGCAUGAGGAAGGAAUCUGGUGAGUCUGUAGUACAGCAGCAAUUCAGUCUUUUCUGAUGACUGCGGUUUUACAAGCCAGUCAGCAACACUUCCAAGAUCCAAGAAGCUAUAGCUGUUCUGGGUAGACUCCUGGAAAAUGAAUGAACACUCGUGGUGCCGUUGCUAUGGGAGUAUUUACAAACUGCCUCCAGCCUUUUUCUUCUGUGCUCUAAGAUGUUUGCUUUGUAACUUGGCCACGGAUCCAAACUCAUGCUGUGGGGAGAGGCACUAGAACUCCUUAAGUCCAUUUAAAAACCAAUAGGAGAGAGUUUAGUUAGAAACUAAACUGCUCGGUGACUGACUGACACUAAGGAUAGUGUCCUCUGUGCCAGCAUGAAGAAGAGAACAUCAUUCUCUUGAAUGAUGCCCUCAAGAACAUCAUUGGGGAAUCGUCUGCCAAGAAGCACAGAUCAGUUUUCAGAAGGACUGAGUAUAGUCUCUGAUUUACAACACUGCAUAUUACUUAAACCUUUUCAACAGAAGAUAGCUAUUCAUAAACAGAAGCCUGAGCUUUCACCACUGCUUUGAACAUGAAUUUCUAAUUUUGAUCAUGAUGUUAGAAAGCAUAAAAAAAAUAUUUGUGCUUUUAUUACCCUCCCCCCCAACUCAGUGGGUUUCUGCUUACAUGCUCAUGAAAUGUUUAGUUACCAGUAACUCUUGGUAGAUGGUAGCACAUACAGACAGAAGCCGACCUCACGCAGGACACACUUCGGCACUUCUGGGAUUUUGUAUAGGCUGGUUUCCAUGCAUUCUGCCUCUUUCCCCAGGCAGUCAGCUGCUCAGACUUUGGUUCCCACCUUCCAUGUUGUUGGGGAUUUGGCAAAACUUGAGACUGUGAUGUGACCUUCUGGACUGCGUACACAGCCCCAUAGGGGAUGGUGUUACCUCCUGUGUUUGGGUGAAUUGUCAUUUUGCUUUAAAGACUAUCUACUCUCCCCAAAUAUUUUGUCAUCCAAAACUCUCAGAGGUAUUCUUGAAGGUGCUUGUAAUUGAGCAAUUUAAAUUGUAAUUGAGUGGUUUAAAUGUCCCUAGAAUAUACACUUACCUUUUUUGUCGGUUCCCUUUAAAUUUUUUUAUAUGUUCUCACCUAAUUUAGAUAUAAUGUGAAGGAAAAGUUUCCUGAUCCCUUACUCAUGGACACAUGCACGAUUCACUUCCCUUCCAUUAAUGGUUGUAAACAUAUAGCCAAUUCUGGAUUUGGGGUUGAUCUCUUUUUGUGAAGAUGACACAUCAAACUGUUUCUAAAAAUGUUUACAUACAGGCUAGGUAGGAAUGUCACAUUUAAAGACUAGGAUGGCUUGAAAAUGCUACAGUGGUCGAUUACCACUUGCCCAAGUGCACUACAACACAUCCACAAUCUUUCUACUUGCACACAUUCACAUAUGCAUUUUGUUUAACUGCCAUGUGUUUCAAAAUGAUCAUAUACAGCUGCAUUGAAAUCUUGUUUUCAAUUAAACUUCUGUUUACAAUUC